This is a messenger RNA of Striga asiatica, 1730 nucleotides long. The record is from the annotation of a GenBank genome assembly. NCBI's taxonomy places the organism in Eukaryota, Viridiplantae, Streptophyta, Magnoliopsida, Lamiales, Orobanchaceae.
CGCUGCUUACCCCUACCCACAAACCUCAAUUUAGAUGCUUCAGAUUAUUAACAAAAUUUCUGAAGAAAAGAAAAGCAAGAAAUUCUUUUCACCCAUCUACGCUGUGAAAGAAAAUGCAGACAUGAAAAAAGAAAAAGCAUCAAAAUUUAGAAACAGGAAUGAAGAAAGCCCUCGCCUUUUAUCCGAUAAGCGAACGUUCGCAGACACUGUAAACCAUUCUCCAGUCUGAGUUGUUCUUUUCGGAUUUAACAACUUAAUUCAACGGCCCUUCUCGAGAAUUUUCAAACCCGCACAUAUAUAGUAUAAUAAUAUAGUGUUAAAAAAAGUUCGUAUAUUUUUCCCUUUGUGUUUCCCCCUGAAAAACAAUGGCGGAGGAUGAAGGCGAGGCGGGGGAAGGGAGUGGCAAUGGGUUAAUCUCAAGAAAUAGAUCCGGGCCGUCCAUCUGGCUGAGCAAUUUCCACCGGGAUCUGACGGCGGGGGCGGUGCUCGGGGGCGUGGUGCACACGAUCGUGGCCCCCAUCGAGCGGGCGAAGCUGCUGCUCCAGACUCAGGAGAGCAACAUAGCGAUACUGGCCGGCGGGCCUCACAGGAGGUUCAAAGGGAUGGUGGAUUGCAUUGUCCGUACGGUGAGGGAGGAAGGGAUUCUGUCCCUGUGGAGGGGCAAUGGAAGCAGUGUCAUCAGAUACUACCCUUCUGUAGCCCUAAACUUCUCUCUCAAGGACCUCUACCGAAACAUCCUACGCGGAAAUUCUCAGCAAGGCGACUUCACCUCCAACUUUCUAGCCGGGUCCCUCGCUGGCUGCACGACCCUCGUCAUCAUCUACCCGCUCGACAUAGCCCACACCCGCCUGGCGGCAGAUCUCGGUCCACCCGAAACCCGCCAAUUCCAAGGCAUUCGCCACUUCCUAACCACCGUCUAUAAAAAAGACGGGGCCCGGGGAAUCUACAGAGGCCUCCCUGCUUCACUCCACGGCAUGAUAAUCCACCGAGGCCUCUACUUUGGAGGGUUCGACACCGUCAAGGAGAUGAUGAUGAUGUCAUCAUCACAAGCUGACGUGGCGCUCUGGAAGAGGUGGGCCGCGGCCCAAGCGGUGACGACUGCUUCGGGCCUGGUCUCGUAUCCGCUGGACACGGUGAGGAGGAGGAUGAUGAUGCAAUCGGGCCUGGCGAAGCCCAUGUACGGGAGCACGCUCGAUUGUUGGAGGAAGAUAUAUAGGAUGGAAGGGCUGGGCUCGUUUUAUCGUGGGGCCCUCUCGAAUGUGUUUAGGAGUACUGGGGCUGCUGCUGUUUUGGUUUUGUAUGAUGAGAUCAAGAAGCUCAUGAACUGGACUGGGUUGUAGAGUUUUUGUUAGGUCAUUAUUAUUCUUCUUUUUUUUUUUUUUUUUAGUUCUUUUUAGGUUUUAGCUGUGGUUAAAAGAAAAAAGAGAGGGUUUUAUUAGUUUAGAUGAUCAGUAGAUGUUCAUAUGUGAUAUGACAAACAUUUUUGUGAGAAAGAAAUUGAUAUUAGCUGCCAAUUGAUCAGAUGAAGGUGUAAUUAGACACUAGAAAGUGGAAAAAUGACCAUGGUGUGUUUCUUGGGAAUUUGGGGAUAAGGGAAUGAUUAUACAGAUAUUUGCUUUGGGGUAAUUUGAAUAAAGAUUAGAAAUUUGUUGGAGAUUUUAGUGGAUAAAAAUGUGUGUUUCUUUUCUUUUGUUUGUAAGUUUGUUAAAUUUUUUAACUGUAUAAAAAUU